Messenger RNA from Podarcis lilfordi (Lilford's wall lizard), 360 nucleotides. The record is from the annotation of a GenBank genome assembly. Lineage: Eukaryota; Metazoa; Chordata; Lepidosauria; Squamata; Lacertidae.
AUGUCGGCAUCGGAAUCAUGGCUUCACUUGUGCCUCUACCGCCGUUUGCGCCAGCCUCUGAAUCAUGGGACUCCUACCUUGCUCGGUUCGACUGCUACCUCCAAGAGGGACAUGAUUCAAGAGAAGCUCCGCAACCACUACGCGCCAAAGCCGUCCAAGAUUGCUGCCCACCAUGCCUUCUACCACCGGAACCAGGCAGAGGGGGGGUCAAUCAACAACCACACCACCGCCCUCCGACAGGCUGCAAUGCACUGCGAGUUCCAAGACUUAGACGGUGCCCUGAUGGAUCGAAUCAUCUGCGGGGUCCAGGACAGCCGUCUGCAACGGCGUCUCCUCGCCAAGCCAGACCUCACGCUGUAG